Molecule: messenger RNA, 1146 nt
Organism: Cuscuta europaea
Lineage: Eukaryota; Viridiplantae; Streptophyta; Magnoliopsida; Solanales; Convolvulaceae
Source: the annotation of a GenBank genome assembly
CUUAAAUAGAUGGUUGAGAUGAUAAAACUGUGUUCAGCUUCAUAAACUUGAUAGAGCCGUGCUUCCAUGUUAUGUCUGCAGUAUAAUAUAAUCUGGUUUGGUUUGGUUUGGGUUAUAGAGAGUGAAAAAUGGUGGGCGGUUCUUUGGAUGCAGAGUUUGAUUACCUGUUUAAGGCCGUCCUGGUUGGGGACUCGGCCGUGGGGAAGUCUAACCUCCUCUCCAGAUUCGCCAAGGAUGAGUUCCACUUGGAUUCCAAGCCAACCAUUGGAGUUGAGUUUGCUUACCGGAAUCUUAGGGUGGGUGGGAAGCUCAUCAAGGCUCAGAUAUGGGACACUGCUGGUCAAGAAAGGUUUAGAGCCAUCACAAGCUCAUACUACCGCGGGGCACAGGGGGCUCUACUGGUGUACGACAUAACGCGAAGAACAACAUUUGAAAGUCUAAGAAAAUGGGUAGUUGAGCUGAGGGAGCUCGGGGGAUCAGACAUGGUGAUUGUUUUGGUGGGAAACAAAUGUGAUCUGGGAAGCGCAAGAGAAGUGAAGCAAGAAGAUGGGCACAGCCUCGCACGCCUCGAGGGCUUCUCCUUCUUGGAAACAUCUGCGAAGGAGAAUCUGAAUGUGGAAGAGGCAUUUCUGCAGAUGAUCACAAAGAUUUAUCACAUUGUAGGCCAGAAAGCCUUAGAAGCUAAGGCGAUGAACGUGGGGGUCAGUAGUAGAUCAUUGCAAGGAGGAAAGGAGAUCAUUCACAUUGAUGAAGUCUCUGCCACUAAACACCCUUCUUCUUGUUGCACAUAUUGAAUUUUUAGUCUGAGAAUUUUGCAUUGGCAUCACAUUCUACCCACACACAUAUCCACACAGUCCUUGUUUAUAUACUGCAGUUGUGGUUGAGAAUUUUGCAGCAGAAUGGCUCUCUGAAUUGCACUGGUUUAAUUUAUUACACUGGCGCAAUCAGCGGAGAAUGCAACAAUUCUCUCUCUUUGAAGAGUAUAUAUUUGUGCAAUAGAUUAUUUUUUAUUUUUUUGCUACAAGCUUUUCCCACACUCAAUGUACUUCAUAUUCAAUCGUGUCCAUAUGUGUGGGUGUAUCAGAAACUCUAAUAAUAAUAAAUACAUAACUCUAAUAGUGCAUAAGAAGAUUUUUUUCUUCUCUA